CAGCUCACAAAAGAAUCAGCAAAUAAAAACAAAACACCAACCAAUAGCAGCUGCGUGAAUUUUCGGCUAUUAUUUUCGUAAAAUUUUAACUUUUCGUCGCCGCGUAAAGAUGAAAAAAGUUGUCAUUCUAAAAUCUGACAAUGACAACAGCGAAGUGUACUCUAGCCUGCUGCAAAAACAUAACUUCCAGCCAAUAUUUGUGCCAACUUUAGAUUUCUCGUUUAAGAACUUGGAUACACUGCGAGAUCGAUUGCUGUCCCCGUAUAAGUAUUCCGGCCUAAUAUUUACCAGUCCACGUAGCAUCACUGCAGUGAAAGACGCCCUCCAGGGACAGCGCUUGAAGGAUGACUGGAAAACACUGGAAAACUAUUGUGUUGGCGAGAGCUCCCACGAUCUAAUCCAACGCUCGUUGGAAUUGAACACGAAAGGUCAACACUCCGGAACCGCAAGCAAUCUGGCAGAUUUCAUGAAAACAGAUUUAUACAACAAAACGUUCACUCUGCCCUUCCUGUUCCCUUGCGGUAAUUUGAAACAAGACGUGCUCCAAAACAAACUGUCCGAGUACGGCUACUCGCUGGAUUGCGUUGAAGUAUACGAAACUGUGCCACACGAGAAUCUGGAGCAAAACUUGCUGGACCUGUUCGAAGAUGGAUCGUCCCCGGAAUAUCUGCUCUUUUUUAGCCCCUCAGGGAUUCUCUACUGCUCGAGUAUUUUCGAACGGCACAAACUAAAUGUGGCUAACUGCCGGCUGGUGGCUCUCGGUCCCAGCACUAAGAAGGCGAUCGAAAACAAAGGCUACACGGUGUACCGAACGGCGGAGAAACCCACGCCAGAGAAUGUCGUUAGUGUCUUAUUAGAUACCUAAUUGUUGAGUAGUUUGUAGAUGUUGAAGAUAUGCAGCGCAGAUUCAGAUGCAAAUUAAGUGUUGUAAACUAAUGUCAAUCUGUUUUGUCGAAAGAAUACGAAGCAAUAGUUUUGAGAGAAAUUGAAGAGAGUGGGAGUGGGAAUAAACUAGCCAGAGAUUAGAAUAA
Molecule: messenger RNA, 1031 nt
Organism: Toxorhynchites rutilus septentrionalis
Lineage: Eukaryota; Metazoa; Arthropoda; Insecta; Diptera; Culicidae
Product: uroporphyrinogen-III synthase-like
Exons: 1
Coding region: 110-865 (251 amino acids)
Biological process (GO): uroporphyrinogen III biosynthetic process
Molecular function (GO): uroporphyrinogen-III synthase activity
Source: RefSeq, a predicted model, not a curated record